AGAGUUUUUGAGCAAGUAUUAUGAAGGCGUGAAGAAUGCCAAUCCCGGACUGAAAAUACUGGUUCGAGAAGCGGAACACAUCUCUCCAAAAUGUUAUGCCCGAUACGAGUACGGCAAAGAGGCUGGGGUUUCACUAGUCCAGAAUACCGCAGAAGAGGUGAUAGAAAAGUUCAAAGAACUAAACCGUGUUUA
Molecule: messenger RNA, 192 nt
Organism: Opisthorchis viverrini
Lineage: Eukaryota; Metazoa; Platyhelminthes; Trematoda; Opisthorchiida; Opisthorchiidae
Exons: 2
Source: RefSeq, a predicted model, not a curated record